Molecule: messenger RNA, 1617 nt
Organism: Exophiala dermatitidis NIH/UT8656
Lineage: Eukaryota; Fungi; Ascomycota; Eurotiomycetes; Chaetothyriales; Herpotrichiellaceae
Exons: 1
Coding region: 1-1617 (538 amino acids)
Source: RefSeq, a predicted model, not a curated record
AUGUCUUUAGAUAGUAGCAUUGAGCACGCCGAGAGAUUGCUUCACAGUCUGAAUAUCGCCGAGAACGUGGUUCAGAGUCGUCGACAAGGACAAGAACAGGAACGCUCAACACGCGAUCAACUAGUCCCUCUUCAGACCAGCAUUCGCACGCUUUACCAAGCGACAAACAACGUCACCUCACAAGUUCAGUCUGUCGAGUCACUAGCUAACGAUGCGAACUCAGCCGAGGGCCUGUCUAUUGCAGAAGUAUGCUCACUCCAUGGCGAAAUCAAGAAGCUUGAGAAGGCCGCUUCCAACAUUCAAGGCGCACUUGAUGCGCUCCAUGAGGUCACCCAUCAUUGCAUUUUUCUCAAACUCAGUUUGUAUGGAGGCCGGGGCGGGAUCGUUGGUAAUAAGAUUUUACCACAUUUCGAGAAGCAGAUAAAAGACAUUAUUCGCGAUGUCUUAAAUGACAAUGGCGAUACCACGGCGUUGUGGAAGGUGGCUGAGGAGUGCUAUGACCAAGCCACGAAACCUUUUGGAAAACUCGAUGCUGAGAACUACUUCGCUCCACUCGAAGAAGCCUAUCUACAAUGGCCAUACGAUCCGGAUUUCGAGAGCGAAGAGUACUAUGAGCAUGAGAACCGCCUUGACGUGGACGAGGAUUACGCUGCAGCUUUCCAAGAACAGAUCCAACGCAGAUCCGAUGCGCGCCAGCAAGACCGUAAGGCUUGGCCCAAAUUUUGGACCGCAGUAUUGAAUGAAGUUCCCGAUGGACCAACCUUGUUCUGUCCACCAGCCCGUUUGCAUACACCAUUAUCAUUUCUGGAGGACGUCCCGCGAUACUUGUUCCGAACCUUCGACGGGGCCAGCUCGGGGAAGAAUGACAGUAGCGUUGUGGCUUCGAUAGCGAGCGUUCUCAUGCCAAGCAAAAGCCGGCACGAUCUUCUCUCAAUGGACGAAGAUCGUGUCACUCAACUGCUGUAUCAGCACCUGAACAAAAGUUGCUUUGGCGGCGAUGGAUCUGAUAAUUUGAUGUCCUGGACAAGCUCGCUUCUCUUCGCUAUACAAUACGGUAUUUGGAGGGCAAACAUCCGCGGAAUUUCGCUCUCUGACGUCAAGAUCUGUGCUGUCGACACUAGUAACUUUCCGAAAGGCCAGUUCGUCCAAGAUUUAUGUUUACUUGAGGCGUAUCGUGUAGCUGCCCAGGACACGGACAAGGACACAAGAGAAUUUUUCCGCUUCCGACUUGAGACUGACGACUUCUAUAAUGGCGAAUAUCUUUCUCAGGGACAAGUUAACCAUGCCGGACGAUCAUGUGUAGCCACUCUUGAACACCUGCUGAACUCUGGACUUCGCCAAUUAUACCCCGAGUUCGGGGAUCCCAGAGGUGCUGAGAAAUGGACAAAACGAGUACUGGAACUGCGACGGAACUGGUCUCCGGGACAAUUCACGACUGACCAGGAGAUUGAACUUGCACUUGAAGUGGCACGCAGAUGCUUUGAAAAAUACAAUUCAUCCGAGAUCGCUUUAAUCCUUCUGGGUUUCAAGAGUCGCAAGCACUCCAGGCUAGAAUCUACAGGUGAGUGGCGACUUUCGAGGAUGUCGUUCGGUUUGGAUUUCUCUAGCAGUGACUGA